AUGGGAAAAUUCGAUGGAAUUGAACCAAUCUGUUAUUCACGAAAUGUCGAAAUGGCAGGAUUAUUUGUAUUCCAACCUGCGACUCUCAUGAUGAAUAUCGUUGCUCUCUGUAUGACCAGUAUCAUGAUCUACCAUGUAAAAACAAAGUACACAGCAGUAGGCAGAAAGGAGAUUGCCAUGUUCUUUCAGUUGUAUUUAGUGACCAUAUUCUUGGAAAUGUUAUUGGUUACCAACAUCAUCCCGACCGCCUCUAUUCUGUAUCCUUUUUUUACGGCUGCACAUUUAGGAUUAAUUAGUGCAUCAUUCUGGUGCUUGCUUCUGAAUGGUUUUGUUGGAUUUCAAUUUGCAGAAGAUGGUACGCCGAUCAGUUUAUGGUCGAUUCGAAUCAGUACGUUUUUGGUAUUUCUUGUGGUUGGAUUUGUUGCCAUGGCAACAUUUAAUAAUUUCGGCCCAUUCAGUUACACAUCGCCUGGAGCGCUAUGGAUUAUUUACUUUAUUGUAAACGGAUCCAUGUUUCUUAUUUAUACAAUUUCCCAGAUCAUUUUGGUCACGUAUACAUUGGAUGAUAGAUGGCCUUUGGGAGAUAUUGCGUUUGGCGUCUUGUUUUUCGUGUCAGGUUUGGUCGUCAUGUUUAUUUUCUCAGUUGCACUUUGUGAACAGGUUAAACACUAUUUGGAUGGGCUCUUCCUUGGUAGCAUGUGUAACCUGUUGGCUGUGAUGAUGGUGUAUAAAUACUGGGAUUCCAUCACCAAGGAAGACCUGGAGUUCUCUAUCGAUUCAAAGCACCAAACGUGGGAGAUCCAGGCAUUACUGAAAGAUGAAGAGAAUAAAAUUGCAAGCAAAUUUUAG
Messenger RNA from Mucor velutinosus, 849 nucleotides. RefSeq lists its product as uncharacterized. The record is from RefSeq and is a predicted model, not a curated record. Gene Ontology annotation, biological process: protein folding. The coding region runs from base 1 to 849 and encodes 282 amino acids. Lineage: Eukaryota; Fungi; Mucoromycota; Mucoromycetes; Mucorales; Mucoraceae. Gene Ontology annotation, cellular component: endoplasmic reticulum membrane. The transcript is spliced from 5 exons.